ACACUACAACUCUAAUGUUCUGCUGAACCUGUUGCUGAGCUACACUGCGAGCCUGUAGCCUGUAGCCUGCAGUUGUAGCCGCAGUGAAUGCUACCUACCUGUAGGUGGUGUUAUGAUAAACACGGAGGCGGGCUUCGUGGAAACAUGUAAACCACACUAGCACUCGAUAGCGAGGAGGGGCGACCUACGAGGCCAUUGCAGCGUAGGUAGUGGAGACGGUGAAUCGGAGCCGCGAUGAAUUGCUUUGCUUUGCUCAGGUAGGCUAACCUUCGAGCGACACAUUAUAAAAGUAACCUUCAUAACUAUUUGUCUUAUGCUUUCGUUCAAGUGGCAUUUACGCAACAGGACUGACGAGUAGUGUAGAUCCGUCGUUUGAAAACAUUGGCUGUUUUGCCUCGGUGGACACGAAGGGUCUGUCGAGGAUGCCAUUGUCAAUGCGCGAAGAUGGUGUGCCCAAAGGUGAAUAAACGCGGGGGCGUUUUACCUCAGAAAGGUGACUGGUUUUGAGGCAAUGCGGUUGUUUACCUCUGACAAGGAGUGUAUUUUCCACAACAUUGGUCGCUGUGAGCGUAAUAGGAAGAUAUACUGAAUUGUCUCUGUUGAGCCACUGGUCAAGUCAAAUGAUUAGCCUAGUUUCCGACGCUAAUCCUCACCGAUACCAUGUAUUCAUUACGGAACAAAGGAUUGUGAUCAAGGACUCGACGGUGCUGUCUUUCUCUGAAUAUUUCAAUAUCCCCAAAACGCGAGAAUGGAGCCGUUUUUACAGAUCGCGCCCCAUUCUCUUGCCAUUGUGCUGUCGCGGACAGGAGGGGAUGACUCGCCAGGUGUUACAGAGAGCGACGCCCCACCGCACCAUCACACAGGUUACGAGAUAUUUGCGGAUUUCAAAUCAGAAAACAUGCAACAUUUCUGGAAUAAAAUGGUAUCAGACGCCAUAGCUGAGACGUUUUUUCUUGGCUGGAUUGACGAGCACGUGCUGUUGAUCCAAGGCAAAGAGGAUCACCUGGAGGUUCUACGAGAGGGCUGGAUGAGGCGAACUCUCAAACCGCCGCAGGGCUUCGACAUAAAGUACCUGGGUGAUGUGUCUCCUAUCAGCAUGUCGCCUAUCAGCCAGUCCCAGUUCAUCCCGCUGGGGGAGAUCCUGUGCCUGGCCAUCUCGGCCAUGAACGUGGCCCGCAAGGCCGUCACUCAGGAGACCCUCGUCGAUCAUCUGGCAGCAUGCUUCCCAGGUGUGCCCACUCCCAGCCCGGAGAUCCUGCGGCAUACGCUGAACAUAUUGGUGCGUGAGCGCAAGAUCUACCCCAGCCCCGAGGGCUACUUCAUCGUGACGCCGCAGACGUACUUCAUCACGCCGUCCCUCAUCCGCAGCAGCAGCAAGUGGUACCAUCUGGACGAGCGGAUACCAGAGCACCUGCAACAGCAGCCUCAGCCGCUGCAGCACCUGCAGUCGCCGCAGCAGUGCACGUCCCCUCACGCCGGAGUCAUGACCCCUUCCUCCUCGGGAUGCGUGAGGGAGAGGUCCCACCACAAGAACCACAGCGAACCUUACGUCGUCGGCUACCGGGAGGAAGCUCCUGGUCACCAUCACCAGCACUCUUCCACAUUGCAGAGGAGGAUAGCCAAGGAGCACCGGGACCUCCACCCCUCUCCUCCAACGCAACAUCCCCAGGCUUUGCCGCCGCCCACGGAGAAGACCAAGAGCACCAUUAGCUUCCCGUUCAAGAGUGACACGAUGGGCAAACACAAAGACAGCAGCAGCAGCAGCACGGGUGUUGGUGGGAGCGAGAAGCAGUCCAAGAAGUUUGGCCUCAAGCUCUUCCGCCUAAGCUUCAAGAAGGACAAGACCAAGCAGCUGGCUACUUUCUCUGCCCAGUUCCCACCUGAGGAGUGGCCCCUGCGGGACGAGGAGACGCCCACGACGGUGCCGCGGGAUGUGGAGAUGGAGAUCAUCCGGCGGAUCAACCCGGACCUGACGGUGGAGAACCUGGCGCGGCACACUGCGGUGAUGAAGAGGCUGGAGGAGGAGAAGGCACAGCGCAGCAAGGCCAGCUCUUCCGCCCAGCAGAGCGGCCGCAGCAAGCGCAGCCGCAGCCACCGCAAGGUGCCGCAGGGCAAGCCUUCGCGCUCCCACAGCAAGACACGGGUGUCUCGGGGGAACCCGUCCGAGGGAUCGAACUUGGACAUAGCGGCAGAGCGCGAGUACCGUGACUACCGCUUCUACAGCUCGUCGCUAGUGCGGUCGCCGCGUGAAGCGAUGUACUCCAUGGAGCGCAACCGGGGGAAGCACAUGGUGCACAGCAACCCCAACAUUGUGGAGUCGCACUUCACCACUGCGCCGGAGUGGGAUGUGUCUGGUGAGCUUGCCAAGCGGCGGACAGAGGUGCCCUUCCCUGAGCCGUCCAGGGCAUCCAACCACUCCAAGGUCCACCGCAGCCACAGUCAUACCCAGGAGAGGAAGUCACGCAACGAGAGGUCGGACAAGGCCAAAGAAAGGUCCCGUUCCAUGGACAAUUCCAAGGGGCCAUUGGGGGGCCCCUUUUUGGACAUGCCGGAGGACUAUGAGUUUAGCCCCGAGGAUGGGAGUCGGUACUAUACCGACGAUGGGACACUUAGGGCUUCGGCCCAGGCCGCCCAUUUCUCCCGAGGCCUGCUCUCUGCUGCUAAUUUAAGUCCGGACGUUUUUGUGCCUGACAUGGGAAGGGUAACGCUCGAGAGCACAGGGUUUUGUCAGCCCAUGCAAAAGAGUAGAAGCCGAGACAGUUUACAGCCGAUCUACAGCGAAAUGAAAUCCAUUUCCCCGAAGCCGUCCGCUGCCGACGAGAACUACUUCCAAUGCAACACACUGAAUGAAGGGGUCCUUCCCGGGCCUUCCCCGCACAACUUUGCAAUGGACGCCCUGCGAAUAGGAAUCCACGCCGAACGACAGACCCCCAUCCUCACCUCCCUUCAUCCUGUGGAAUAUAAAGACGACACUGCAAAGGGACAGGGUGGCAUGUCUCUACAGGUGCCUAGUCAGACACUCGAACCCUUGCCAAAUGGCCGAUAUUUGCAUCAGCCCCCCUCUGAUUUCAACAAGGGAGACAAAAUGGCAGAUGUCUACAACCAGGAAACGCUGCUCAAACCACCUGACUUCGUGGGCAGUGGUUACCCAGAGCUCGGCACUCUUUGCACGGCCGCAACAACACACGCCAAGGCCCCAGAUGCCGUUGAUGGUCAAGAGCGGUUAGAAAAUCCGUGCACGCCGCCUCCCUCACCGAGCCGAGAGCAGGCGGCGUGCGCGGACCCAAGUGCCAACACCACCUACGACUACUACAACGUGUCAGACGACGACUCUGAGGAGGCGUCCCGUAAGACGGCCCGAGAGGAGAAGGCUAUGGAGGAGGGCGGCACCAUGCAGUGGCUCCUGGAGAGGGAGCGCGAGCGUGACCUCCAGAGGAAGUUCGAGAAGAACCUCACCUUCCCUGGCCCCAAGGAGAGUGAGAACGGCAGCAGCCAGAAGUCGGCCCACUCCACACGACUUGACAGUAUGGACAGCAGCAGUGUGACUGUGGACAGUGGAUUUAACUCGCCACGCACGCGGGAGAGCCUGGCCUCGAACACGUCCAGCACCGUGGAGAGUAGCAGGCGUCAGACUCUGGCCUUGAGCCCCCGGCACGCCAGUGGCAACCCCCCACCCUAUCCCUAUCGCCACCCCCCUGAGGCGCCCACCACCCGAACUGAGAGGACACAAAAAGCAUCCAUCACAAGUGUAUAAUCUUCACAGAACCCGACCAGGGGGAAGAGCUGGGUGGAAAGACUGUUUUAUCCUCCAUUAGAUGUUAACACCCUGCAAAACAACACUUCUCAAGCUGCCCCGUGUCAAAGGGAGAAAAAAAACAAUACCAGCAAAAGCCAGUGUUUGGUAAAGGCUUUUUUUAUGGGUGCUCUGAAUGCCAUGAAACAUUGCAUACACUCACAUGUCAAACUGAAAUACAACAUAAGAUUUGUAUAGAAAUCAUCUGACUUUUUAAAGACCCCUGUAUGAGCCACCGUGCACGGCCUGUUGUAAUCUACGGGUAAACCCUCACUGACUUGGCCGAGUUUAUUUUAGUCGUUUUCUGUAGUGUAUUUGGCAUUAACUGUCUCGAGUCUCGUUUUGUUUUCUUUUCACCUUUCAAUGGGUUGAGUCUGAAAGUUAUUCUCUCAGGUCAGAUGUAGUCACACUUCUGCACACUUGUCAUGUACUAUAUUGACUGGCGUGCAGAGCCACAAAACAACUCGUUCGUCGCCACAGAUGCUGGAAGUUUCUCUCCUCUUGCCUGCUGUCUAAUGUGUCGCCAUACAGAUGUGCUGGGUCUCCUUGGCUCUUUGCUUCAAACACUGAUCGUUUAGGCUGCAUCACUAAUAACAGUGCCGCUGCUGCUGCUGUGGUCUAUGUGGAUACACACUCAUUUCUGAGGACUUACAGUAUGUUUACAUUUUGAUUUAUUUAUUUUGUAGACACAUCCCACUCCUCAAUAGCUGUAUGUAAAUAUUUCAUGAAGUCCUGUGGUAACUGAAAGGCUCAAAAGCAUCUAACACAAGGUAUUUGUAUCUCCUAAAUCGAUAAUCAUUUCUCGGGAACGAUCAUUAUUGUUUUUUGAAUCACCUUGUGUAUAUUGUUCGUUUUCUUCCCACCUGUCAACUUUGUUCCCAGUACCAGAUUCAUUCCACAUUUACAAAGAAAGAAAACAAGUUGAUUCACUUGAAUGAUUCACUUUCAAACAGAGGCAAAGGCCUGUGAUCUAUCAGAGAUCCCUCUUCUCCAUAAGCUGUGAUGGUCUAUUGACAUGGCACUGUUCAAAAAACACAUCUCAUUUAUAAGCAUGGAGAAUUUCCUAUUAAGAACACCAAGUGUUUACCUCACCAGACAAAGUAAACAGACUUGACAUUUUUGAUACAAUUCCCUCCUGGUGCUAAAUUCAAUAAACAUUUUAAUCCCUGAAAAAACUAAACCCGGCUAAAUCCUGAUACUUAUUCUUUUUUUAUUAUUUGACAUUUGAAUUUGCAUGUUUGGAUCUGAUCUCAGAAACCGCGCUGAGUUACACAACGGACCUACACUGACUAUUGCACACAAAUCUACCUCCUCGAUGUGUACGAUGGCAAAGAGAAGCCAAGAGUGUUGGUUUUUCCCGGUCAAACGAAUUCACUUGUCAGCCUGUAUCCUCUGAAUGUGACAGAUUCACAAAUGGACCUUUAUUUAAAUAAAAAAACUGCUCACUAGUCAUGUCAGGUGCUAUUGUUUCCUGUUGUAAUCCUCACACUAGUAGUGCUAUAGUGAACUAUCAGGCCAAGGGUGUGACACCCUUUAAUGUUCAUGUUAGGGUUGGACACUUCAGCUCUCUCUACUUGCAUAGGGAUCCAUGCCCAGUUCUUCUUGGAUGGAUAUUUCUUUAAAAAUCACAUUGUAAAUUAUUAAGGCGGGACGGAUUUCCAUUCGCGACCAUAUUUCUGUCCUCUGUGUAUUUCCUGCCAUCAAACUUAAAUUUUAGGACUGCAAAUAUAGCUUUCAACUGUUCGUUCACUACAGUCCACUAACUAUACACUGCAUUUACAGUAACUCCUUCAAAUAAAAAUUGUUUUGUUGCCAGGAAUGCCUUGUAACACAUUUGCACUAAAAGACCUGGCCUCUGGUAAACGUUCAAAUCCAUCCAAGAAGGAUGUCCUGUUUUUACUGAAAAUGUUUCAUAUGAAAUAGCCUACAGACUGUCCAUGGAACGUCUUCCCUGAACGUUAUGGAUUUCUAAUACUGCUCAGCAAACAUGGUGUCAUGAUGUUUCUCUGUCAUGCUUAGUAUAUUAAAGUAAAAGAGGGAUUUUUGUAAUGUCUAUAAUAUUCAAGUCCCUAUCUGUGUAGUUUUGGUGUUUACUGUAAUAGUGUAAACAGUAUGAUCUACCCUCAGGGGUCUGGUGUUACUUUUUAAACCAAUAAAAAUAACAUGUUUGGUUACACCUUAA
This is a messenger RNA of Clupea harengus (Atlantic herring), 5975 nucleotides long. RefSeq names its product storkhead box 2b (gene stox2b). Gene Ontology annotation, molecular function: RNA polymerase II transcription regulatory region sequence-specific DNA binding. Gene Ontology annotation, cellular component: cytoplasm; nucleus. Gene Ontology annotation, biological process: regulation of transcription by RNA polymerase II. NCBI's taxonomy places the organism in Eukaryota, Metazoa, Chordata, Actinopteri, Clupeiformes, Clupeidae. The record is from RefSeq and is a predicted model, not a curated record.